This is a messenger RNA of Phodopus roborovskii (desert hamster), 5547 nucleotides long. It is a transcript of the gene Col18a1, whose product is annotated as collagen type XVIII alpha 1 chain. The record is from RefSeq and is a predicted model, not a curated record. The transcript is spliced from 41 exons. The coding region runs from base 24 to 4559 and encodes 1511 amino acids. NCBI's taxonomy places the organism in Eukaryota, Metazoa, Chordata, Mammalia, Rodentia, Cricetidae.
GCUCAGAGGCUUGCACUGCCCCAAUGGCUCCCGACCCCAGCAGACGCCUCUGGCUGCUGCUGCUGUUGCUCUCCUGCUGCCUCGAGCCUGCCAGACCUGACCGGAAUCACCUGAACCCCCUGAAUCCCCUGAGUCCUCUGGUGUGGCUGUGGUCCACCAAGACCCAUGAUCCGCUCUCCGAGCCCCAGAUCAGUUCACCUGUGGAACCCACAGAGAGCCCCACCACGCACGUGGUCCCCCAGGAUGGCCUCGCAUUACAGCAGAUGGCUCCUGCCAACCCCAAGCUGUCCCCGGAGGAUCAGGAAGCUGGCCAGAGUGGGACCCCGACAACCGCAACCAUCCCCAUCCCCCCGAUGGCCUCUGCCGCGAGCUCAGACAUGAAGGAGGAGAAUGUUGCUGGCGUUGGAGCCAAGAUUCUGAAUGUGGCCCAGGGCAUUCGGAGCUUCGUCCAGCUGUGGGAUGAGAACACAGCUACCGAGAACUCGGCUGGGAUAGAACCCUCAGCUUCCUCCAUCCCUACCAUCCUCCUCACUCCUACUGAGUUCUCCAGCGCCCCCCAGGAGGGUGAGACCACCCUCUGGCUAAGCGGUGGUGUUUCAAGUUCUCCAGAUGUUCAGACAACUGAGCCUGGCACCCUAGCUGUGCCGACCCAGCCACCUCCCUCCCUGAGCAGCCUCCAGGCACCACUGAGAAGACCCUCAGUGCCACCAGCACCCCCAGAGAAUGUUGCUGAGGAGGUGGGGCUGCCACAGCUCCUCGGGGACCCUCUGCCCCGGCAGAUCUCACAAAUCGAUGACCCUCACGUCGGGCCAGCCUACAUGUUUGAACAGGACUCCAGCAGUGGCCAGAUGGCCCAGUACCACUUCCCUAGACUCUACUUCCGUGACUUUUCCCUCCUGUUUCAUAUUCAGCCGGCCACAGAGGCUGCAGGGGUGCUGUUUGCCAUCACAGAUGCUGCACAGGAGGUGGUGUUGCUGGGUGUGAAGCUUUCGGGGGUGCAGGGUGGACACCAAAACAUCUCAUUACUCUACACGGAGCCCAGUGCCAGCCAGACACAGACAGGUGCCAGUUUCCACCUACCUGCAUUUGUUGGCCAGUGGACACAUUUUGCACUCAGCGUGGAAGGAAGCUCUGUGGCUCUCUACAUAGACUGCGAAGAGUUCCAGAGAGUGCAGUUUGCGCGGUCCCCACAGGGUCUGGAGCUGGAGCGUGGCUCUAGCCUCUUUGUGGGCCAAGCUGGAGCAGCUGACCCUGACAAGUUUCAGGGGAAGAUCUCAGAGCUGAAGGUACGACAGAAUCCCCGGGUGAGCCCUGUGCUCUGCCUGGAUGAAGAUGAUGAUGAUGAAGAUAGGGCAUCUGGAGAUUUUGGAAGUGGCUUUGAAGAAAGCAGCAAGCCACCCAGGGAGGAGGAUAUAUCUCUAGCACCCAGGCUCCCCCAGCCACCCCCUGUCACCUCCCCGCCCCUGGCUGGAGGCAGCACCACAGAAGAUUCUAGAACAGAAGAAACAGAAGAAGAAACCGUGGUAGAUUCUAUAGGAGCUGGCACAGAUUCAAGAGGUAAAUGGGAUGAGAGUGUCCAGAACCACGGAGGUGAUUUGAUAAAGGGAGGUCUGAAAGGACAAAAGGGGGAGCCAGGUGCUCCGGGCCUACCUGGCCCAAUUGGUCCCCAAGGUCCUGCAGGCCCAGUGGUACAGAGCCCCAGUGCACAGCCUGUCCCUGGAGCACAAGGACCCCCAGGACCUCAGGGGCCACCAGGGAAGGAUGGCGCUCCAGGAAGGGAUGGUGAACCGGGUGACCCUGGUGAAGACGGGAGGCCGGGUGACACUGGGCCUCAAGGCUUUCCAGGGACCCCAGGAGACAUGGGCCCCAAGGGUGAGAAGGGAGAUCCUGGUGUCGGAGCACGAGGACCUCCAGGGCCACCAGGGCCACCAGGACCCUCCUUCAGACAGGACAAGCUGACCUUCAUUGACAUGGAAGGGUCCGGUUUCAGCGGAGAUCUGGAGAGCCUCAGAGGCCCACGAGGCUUCCCUGGCCCCCCAGGACCCCCUGGUGUCCCAGGACUGCCUGGUGAGCCAGGGCGCUUUGGGGUCAACAGCUCCUAUGCUCCAGGACCUGCAGGCCUUCCUGGUGUGCCUGGAAAGGAAGGGCCUCCUGGAUUCCCUGGUCCCCCGGGACCUCAAGGUCCUCCAGGCAAAGAGGGCCCACCAGGAGUGGCUGGCCAGAAAGGCAAUGCUGGCGAGGUGGGCAUCCCAGGACCCAAGGGGAGCAAAGGAGACCUUGGGCCUGUCGGUGUACCUGGGAAGACUGGCAUGGCUGGACCCCCUGGGCCAACUGGACCCCCAGGACCACCAGGGCCACCAGGGCCACCAGGACCAGGAUUUGCUGCUGGAUUUGAUGAUAUGGAAGGCUCUGGGAUACCCUUCUGGUCAACAGCUCGAAGCACUGAUGGGCUGCAGGGACCUCCAGGGUUGCCAGGACUCAAGGGGGAUCCUGGAGUGAAAGGGCCACCUGGAGCCAAGGGAGAAGUCGGAGCAGACGGAGUCCAGGGCAUUCCUGGCCUCCCAGGAAGAGAGGGUGCAGCUGGGCCCCCGGGACCAAAAGGAGAGAAAGGGACCCAGGGAGAGAAGGGAAACCCAGGAAAAGAUGGAGUGGGGCUGCCAGGCCUCCCUGGCCCCCCAGGACCUCCAGGGCCUGUGCUCUAUGUGUCGAAUGAAGAUAGAGCAGUAGUGGGCACGCCAGGACCUGAGGGCAAGCCAGGGUACGCAGGCUUUCCUGGACCUGCUGGGCCGAAGGGUGACCUGGGUUCCAAAGGCGAGCAGGGUCUUCCAGGACCCAAGGGUGAAAAGGGAGAGCCAGGCGCUAUCUUUGGCCCUGAUGGCAGAGCCCUGGGCCAUGCACAGAAAGGAGCCAAGGGAGAACCAGGCUUCCGAGGACCCCCGGGUCCUUAUGGACGGCCUGGGCACAAGGGUGAAAUGGGCUUCCCUGGACGGCCGGGUCGUCCUGGAACAAAUGGGUUAAAGGGAGAGAAAGGAGAGCCCGGAGAUGCCAGCCUUGGUUUCAGCAUGAGGGGACCACCAGGUCUCCCUGGACCUCCAGGACCCCCGGGUCCUCCCGGGAUGCCCAUCUAUGACAGCAAUGCGUUUGUGGAGUCUGGCCAACCUGGACUACCAGGACAGCAAGGUGUGCAGGGACCUUCAGGACCAAAGGGUGACAAAGGAGAGGUGGGCCCACCUGGGCCUCCAGGGCAGUUCCCCAUCGAUUUCUUCCACCUGGGAGCAGAAAUGAAGGGUGACAAGGGGGACCGAGGAGACACUGGACAGAAAGGAGAGAGGGGAGAACCUGGGGCUGCUGGAGGUGGAUUCUUCAGCUCAAGUGUACCUGGACCACCUGGCCCCCCUGGCUACCCUGGGAUUCCGGGUCCAAAGGGAGAAAGCAUCCAGGGCCCACCUGGCCCUCCUGGUCCUCAGGGACCUCCUGGCAUUGGCUAUGAGGGGCGCCAGGGGCCCCCAGGACCUCCAGGACCUCCAGGACCUCCCUCCUUCCCUGGCCCUCAUAGGCAGACUGUCAGUGUUCCUGGUCCUCCGGGUCCCCCUGGCCCCCCAGGUCCCCCAGGAGCCAUGGGUGCCUCUGCUGGGGUGAGGAUCUGGGCCACAUACCAGACCAUGCUGGAUAAGGUGCGCGAGGUGCCCGAGGGCUGGCUCAUCUUCGUGGCUGAGAGGGAAGAACUCUACGUACGUGUUAGAAAUGGCUUCCGGAAGGUGCUGCUGGAGGCCCGGACACCACUCCCACACAAGACGGGCAACGAGGUAGCAGCUCUGCAGCCCCCACUGGUGCAGCUUCAUGAGGGCAGCCCAUAUACUCGGCGGGAGUACUCAUAUUCCACAGCUCGGCCCUGGAGGGCAGAUGACAUCCUGGCCAACCCACCACAGCCUUACCCCGGAGUCCCACACCACCACAGCUCCUAUGUGCACCUGCCGCCAGCUCACCCCACAGGCUCGCCUACUCACACUCACCAUGACUUCCAGCCAGUGCUCCACCUGGUGGCACUGAACAGCCCACUGUCAGGUGGCAUGCGUGGCAUCCGUGGGGCCGAUUUCCAGUGCUUCCAGCAGGCCCGAGCCGUAGGCCUGGCUGGCACCUUCCGUGCCUUCUUAUCCUCUAGGCUGCAGGACCUCUACAGUAUUGUGCGUCGUGCUGACCGUGGGACUGUGCCCAUCGUUAACCUCAAGGACGAGGUGCUAUCUCCCAGCUGGGACGCUUUAUUUUCUGGCUCCCAGGGUCAACUGCAGCCUGGGGCCCGCAUCUUUUCUUUUGAUGGCAGAGAUGUCCUGAGACACCCAGCCUGGCCUCAGAAGAGCGUGUGGCAUGGCUCAGACCCCGGCGGGCGCAGGUUGAUGGAGAGCUACUGUGAAACAUGGCGGACGGAGGCGACAGGGGCUAUAGGUCAGGCCUCCUCCCUGCUGUCAGGCAGGCUGCUAGAACAGAGAACUGCGAGCUGCCACAACACCUACAUCGUCCUGUGCAUUGAGAAUAGUUUCAUGACCUCUUUCUCCAAGUAGGGCCUCUGCCGGCUAGAAUGGUGCAGAGGUGGCACGAAGGACGGACACAGUGCAGGGAGCAUCUGGUCAGCGCCCAGGGCCUGGCUGGGAUACGGUCCUGUAUAGUUCACAUUUUAUGUAAUCCUCAAGAAAUAAAAGGAAGCCAAAGAGUAUAUUUUUUUAAACAUUUAAAAUAGACUUCCUGCCCUUCCUCUCCCACUUGAACUGGCAGUCUGUAUCACAGAUCUUCCAGCAUGCUUGGUGGAGCUCUGUGGUGAAGUCAGGCCAUAGCAGGGUCUCAGUAGGAGGCUGCUGCCCUAGCGUUGUUGCCUAAGACCUGGCAUCUUUCUGUGUACAGACCCUUCAAAACGCAGUCACAUGUGAGUGCUGGUGACAGAACCUGGGACAGCACAGAGCAGCUGGGUCUCCUCUUUCAUCACCCAGUGACUGCCAGUAGUAUAGGCAGGUACCUGCUCACCAGGCAGUAACUGGGGCCACCCAUGCUGAUUAAUGGAAGCCACCUUUCUGCCUCCCCCUACUUUCCAGCAAGAGCACUCCCUGCCAGUACUCACUGUGACCCCCAGAUCUGAAUCCUGUUCCCUGUCACCAGAGAACAGGAGUGUGGUCAGACUUAGUCCAUGUGCUCCUUUUGCUGGGGGCCAGACGUAACAUGGGGCUUGUCUCUUAGACUGGUCUCCCUAGUGAUCCAUGAGAUCCCAUCCAGAGCAGAAACCAAACCCAACCAAGCCCAAGAGCCCAGUUCUGACAGCACCCUGUCCUUGCUCACCAACCUGCAGUCCACGAAUCUCACAGUGGCUGCACAAACACUCGUCCUAUGGAGGAGGGACGUGUAUGCUCAGGGCACAAGUGGCCCAUCAUAGCCACUAUGCCUGUCUCAGGCUCUGCUGCCCAAGGAUCGGGACAAAUCCAGUGGGGCUAGUUCUGUGACUCUUGUGUGAUAUGAAGCCAUUUCAAAGAGGCACCAAAUAAAAGUGACCUUUCAUACAGA